AUGUGUCAACCAUACAAUACCAACAACAACGGACCUGCGUCCGCUGUAAAUUCCUUAAGUUCUCAUGUGUCUGCGCUGAAUGGCUAUUUCCUGCCGCUUCGGUUGCCGGCACUCAUGAGGACCGAUGAAUCGCAUACGGCGUUACACCCUCGGUCCAGGGCGUUUGAGAAAGAGAUGAGAUCUGCUACAUGGCAACCGACGCUCCAGUUCGAGUCGAAUGAUAGAUCCGAUAAGCGCAGAGGGAUACAAACGAAGGAUGGACGGGGGAGCUCGCUAGAGGGCAGCACGCUCAGUGGCAGCUCCCGCGACGCAGACAGAGGUGGUCGAGCCCAACGGCGAGUGCACAGUUCCGGUGGCUUCUUAGUCGAUUCAUCAUUUCUACCGAAAUCGAUAAGUCUCCGAACCAGUCAUCAUCAAGCCCGUCGCUCAGAACCGGACCAAAGAGAGAAGCGUGGAGCUCCCGAAAGCGAUAUCACGGUGUCAAAGAAGCGGUCGCGUUUUCCCUGGAGUCGCCAGAAAGAGACUGCGAAAGAAACACCGCCCGUAUCGAUAGAAGGUGAAUCUUCCCGGGAACCGCCUGCUCCUCAACAACAUGUGCAACAGGAUGCGACAACUCAUGCGUUAUAUCCAAUGCCAGCUGAACACCGGGCUUCUAUGGGCCUUGAUAAGGACUCGCUACAAAUUGUAAAUCUGGCCUUGAACUUGAGUGAAUCAAGGAAAUUCAAUACUCUCGGUCGUUCCGCCUCGAAUCGUCUCUCAGGAGGUCGAUGGUCCACAUCGGCUGGUCAAGCCACUGUACCUUUUGCUGAAAGUCAUGCACCAGUGGCGGCGAGUGGUUUCGGGCAAGAUAAUUCUCACGUACAUCGCAACCUCCCACAACCGUUUGAAGGUCAGAGCAAGCCAGUGGGAUUAUGGCACGAGGGCCCCAUGGCAAAUGCGACACCCUCUGUAUUGAGUCUCUUACCCCCAUCAGCAGGUUCAAAUUAUUCCCCCCAUACAGCCUCAGACAGCACCCUAGCUCGGGCAGAAAACGCCAAACGGCAUUUUGAACUGUUCACCGAGUAUCUACGUCUACUUCCAUCUCUGCCUCCUCUCCAGUUGCAUGACACACGUUCUACAACUGAUUCCAACCCAGCCAAUGAUGACAGACCAUCCUCCGGUCGAGUCUACAAUCCUCUCCAGGUUAUCCGUAAUCGGAAGGUUAGAUUCCGGGAGCGAUGCCCGAUUGACCCGGAGGCAGAAGGAUGGCAUGAUGUCGAAAAUGUUCGUGAUUGGGUUACCUCCAUUGAGACCAAGUACAGCCAUCAAGAUCAUAACACUUCACAAUGCCUGAGGUUGCCUCCUUUUCGGCACAGGGCGCUUGAUGUGCCUCAGAAAGAGCGGAAUGAAAAGGAACCUUGGGCCGCUUCCCCACCGUCAAGUUUGAAGCAAAUCAGCCGUACGAGCAGUACCAAGGCCUACAGGCCGAGGUUUGACUGGAUACUCUCUCCAGCCGAGCUACUGGCGGAUGCUGCUUGGGUUGAACACGUCGCAAAUAAGAGUAGGAUUGUCGAUCGGGAAGGAAAUAAUCUGUACCCAGAUGCCACCGUGUUGGUUGAUCACGAUACUUAUCAGCAUAUCCCAGAAUCUGAAGAACAGCUUCCAGCCACAGGGAGGCCUAUGGAAGCAGAGGUUGCUUCUCGUACUUCUCUCUCCGACUCUCAUCCCGGUUUGGCCGAGUUUAAAAGGAUUGGUCGUGGAAGGAGACGGCAUAGAUUCAAAAGCCCUUCGCGUGUCGUUCACAGCCAAAGUAUCUCGAAGAAAGGUUCAAGUUCCCGAAGGCGCAAGUUAGGAAUAGGAUCAAGCAGCUCUUCAAGUAUAUCUACCCUGGAUGAAAGACCCUCUUGGGCUUCUCGUAUGGAUGAUGUACUACAAUCUGGACGAUCGAUCUCCCCAACGUACAGUAUGUCCAUACAGAAAGAGCCUGCAGCGCCACACGACGAAGGCUCUGCAGAUGAGACUUCUGUACCGACUCAGGGUUUUGCUGGCGCGGGCAAGGUCGAGGGGAAAACCGGCUCCGUAUCCUCAGCUCCAAGUCGUGAUGAUCGAUACGGCCCUCUGGCAUCCUCCACCAUAGUAGACCCAAAAGUUCCUACUACGCCUCUUCAUAUGGGCUUUUUCCCUGGCAUUGCGUCCAAUUUAUCGUCUCCAUCAAGUCGUUCUCCAUCACCAUCCAAGGCGCGCCUCCAGCGGUCUAUCACGUCCCGGCAUGACCGGAGCAAAAGCAAUACUCAGCCUGUUGCAGAGGACAACUCAUUCGAUUCUGAGGCUUUGCGUAAAUACAGUACCCCAGGACGCACAGAUGCCUGGCCUCGGCCAGGUAAAGUCGAAUCAAGUCCUCUACCAGACCGAAUUCCCCAUGUUCAUCACAGCGACCAAACAAAAGUUGGCGUACAUGCACGGAAAGGAUCUUCCGGACAACACGAGUCCAAACUACGUGGUAUCUUCCGAGGUCCAGGGAAGCUUGCAGAGAAAGUCAGCAACGAAGUGUCGAAAAUGGGCGGUCUCAUUUUGAAGAAAGACAGUACCGUACACUCUCGGCAGUCAUCCUUUGCGACCAGUGCUGGUGCAGACGAAGGGGACGUUUCUGACAGCAUAGAGCCGUUUGACAAGAACAAAGUUACACAGCUUGAGGACACCAAUAAGGACAACAAUCUCGGUGCCAUGACCCCUUCACACCAAGCCCCCACGUCGUCAGAUGACGUGAGCCGCCCUACUCGCAGAGGGCCGGAGAACGCAGGUGCGGAGGGUUCUGUGCGAUUACCAUCACGGUUAUCCUCUCCCAUCCGACAAGGGGACCUCGAUGAAGAUCGUGGAGUAUCUGAACUUGGUCGCCGUUCCAAAGAUGACCUCAAAUCGCAAAACUAUGGCAUGAUAAAAUCGCAGAGAAAAGACAGAGGUAUAUCGACUUCAAUGCUCCACCACCAUCACCCGACUUGUGGCCCCGAGAAAUCAUUUGGCUUUGGGCCUGAGCUGCACACCAUCAGGGAAGAAAUACGGAAAGGCCGAAUUAAGGAUCCAUCUGUCCCGUUCAGCAUGACUCGCCCCCCUGUCACGGGUCUUGCGCAAGCAAAAGUGACUCCUGCGUCGUCUUCUCAAGAAAGACAGCCUAUAAGCUCAGAUCAGUCACAGAGCUGGAGUAUUUCUGAGCGCAGUAUACCUACGGAAGUAGAUAUCGGGUUGCCUGGAAAACGGGAGGUUGCACGCACGCGAGCUCUCCUGCUUUCUUCGGGGAUUAAGGCGCGUGAGAUUACUCGUCGGGCUGAGAGCGUGCAAGAUCCACCCGAGUUCCUUCAACAAGCAUUUGAGCCAAAUACUCCGGUUCCUCGAGUUCCUCGCUGCCAUGAGUACGAACUAGCUGUGCAGACCCUGCUGCACAGAGUCGAAGCAUCGCAUAACCGGUUCCAGCGGUCAAUCGAUAACUACCCCGGAGAGGAUUCGUCGGCAUUAAAGUCUCAACUCCACGACCUUGAAAAUCUGGUCCAGAACGCGUUGAAUCCGCGUGUCAGAGCCGCAGCUCAGGAUGCUGAAGAUUUAAGUAUCCAGCUUAACACCACCAGCACCCUGGCGGUCAAACAGCUCAGUGACGUACUUGACAAAGGGAUCCGGAAGCGCCAUCGCCGGCUGCGUUGGCUUCGCCGAACGGGGUUUGGAAUGCUGGAAUGGGCGCUCGUGGGAGUUUUAUGGUGGGUGUGGUUGAUUGUCAUGGCCUUUAAGCUCCUUCGAGGUGUUCUUCGGGGCCUGGUUUCGGCUGCUAGAUGGGUUCUAUGGCUGUGA
Aspergillus tanneri is the source of this 3816-nucleotide messenger RNA. RefSeq lists its product as uncharacterized. The record is from RefSeq and is a predicted model, not a curated record. The transcript has 2 exons. Lineage: Eukaryota; Fungi; Ascomycota; Eurotiomycetes; Eurotiales; Aspergillaceae. Bases 1 to 3816 code for a protein of 1271 amino acids.